UUGGGCUCCGUCUUCCCAGCUUCUCUAACCGACUCGCCCGCUCCCAACCCCGCCGGCGACCGAUUCGGCCCCGAUCCGCCCCAAGAAGUCAUCAAUUCCUGGGAACUAAUGUCCGGCCUCGACCCCGUCGAAAGCUUCCGCUUCUCUCCCCUUCCUCCUCCCUCUCGAAAGGACCCAAUUGGGGAAACCAUUGCCGCUUUCUCUAAGCCCCCGCCGCCUCCACCGCAGCAGAAGGAAUCCCCGAUUUCGGGUUUGCUGGAGGGAUUCGAGGAGCUCUGCCCACCCAACAGGGAGAACAGGGUGGUGAUCUACACCACCAGCCUGAGAGGGAUCCACAAGACGUUCGAGGCCUGCAGCGUCGUCCGGGCAGCAAUCGAAUUGUUCGGUGUUCAAAUAUUAACUAGAGGGACGUCUCCAUGGAUCGCGGAUUCAAGGAGGAGCUGA
This is a messenger RNA of Linum tenue, 444 nucleotides long. The record is from the annotation of a GenBank genome assembly. NCBI's taxonomy places the organism in Eukaryota, Viridiplantae, Streptophyta, Magnoliopsida, Malpighiales, Linaceae.